This is a messenger RNA of Dreissena polymorpha, 2139 nucleotides long. Its product is annotated as mucin-like protein. The transcript has 10 exons. Gene Ontology annotation, biological process: cell-matrix adhesion. Gene Ontology annotation, molecular function: calcium ion binding. Bases 148 to 1872 code for a protein of 574 amino acids. Lineage: Eukaryota; Metazoa; Mollusca; Bivalvia; Myida; Dreissenidae. The record is from RefSeq and is a predicted model, not a curated record.
ACGGAAAAGUAUCGCGUGGACCUUGGACGUUUGAGAGCACUGUAAACUAUACCUGUAACACUGGCUACCACACCGUUGACGUAACCACUCUGAAGUGUAACAGCAGUGGUCUGUGGAAUAAUAAUCCACCAAACUGCACUGAUAUAGAUGAAUGCCAAAAGCGCGAUCAAAACGACUGUCACUAACACUCCGGGAAGCUACACGUGCAAGUGCAUCGAGGGUUAUGAUGACCUAGAAGGGAACAGAGGUCGAAGGUGUGAAGAUCACAACGAAUGCGAGGACCCUCCGAAUACCCAGUGCAGUUUCUGGCUCAACAAAACGCGCGCAUGCGUUAACUUGCAGGGUGGUUAUAUUUGUAUAUGCAACAAGGGAUGGAACGGCACAAAAUGUGAUAAUGAUAUUAAUGAAUGUUUGGAACCACACCCAUGUGGUGAACAUGCUCAUUGCACAAACCUUUUUGGAAGUUAUAACUGCUCAUGCCCACCUCAAUACCCACAGGGUAACGCUUUCCUUGGCUGUUUCGAGCCUGUAAUCAUUUCAUUUGAAACCAAUGGUACAAGAUUCAAUGGUGACAACGAAAUCUUAGAUACAUUUCAAAUACCCAACAGGUUUCCGUACUUUGGAACAUACUUCACGUUAUUCAGGCCAAGCAUGGAUGGAUUCCUCGCUCUCGACUUCCAGCCACUUUACAAUCAAUAUGGGGGCGAAACUCCCAGCGAAUGGACAGCUGCUAUUCAGAAGCAUAUCGUCAUUGCCCCGCUAUGGACUAACAUUGACAGCCGAAAUAUAUCAAAUGGUGGUCUUUGGAUUCACGUGUUGACUGACAAAGACAAGUCUGACGUGGCAAAAAUCCAGGACCUCGUUCGCCAAUACACCAACCAGACCGAGUUCAAUGUCAGUGUGGCCUUGGUCGCCACGUGGAAACACGUUACUAUUCACUCACCUUACGAGCCCGGAUAUGAACUCGUCAAUCAUCAGAACCUUUCCAUGCAAGUCAUAUUAGUGACAGAUGGUAUGUACACGUACAUUAUGUUCAACUACGACAGAGAACAAUUCAGCAUCAGACCACUAACGGAAGUACCUGUUGCAAGUGGUUUCACGCAUUUGGACUAUUCCGCAUCCGUUCUGUCAACAAGAAACAACUUUACAAAUCUAAAUAAGGAAUCAAACGUUUACCCGGGAUUCCCGGGCCGAUGGCUGUAUAACGUUACAACUAUAACCGCCUCAAUGUGGAAUGAGACCAGAUGUUUGCAGUUUGUGAAGGAAAAUAACCGCACAUUAAAGAGCUGGAUAACAGAACAGCUUGUGUUUGCAUUACCAUGCCCCUGCCAAGAGGUGCUUAUGCUGGAGGAUUACACGUUUACUCGGAAAGAUGAGAUAUUACCUGGUAUUGGAACCAAGUUCACCCACACGACAUGCUACGAGUCCUGGUUCUUCAGCGCCUACGGGAUCAAACAGAGAUGCUGCUACUUGUUCAGCAAACUACAGUCUCAGUAUCCGGGGGCUGUAGCAGCGGAGUUUGAGAACACCACCAUUGCAUCACUCCUCCAGGAAGGCUACUACCAGUGCUGCUCUCCUGAAGGCAGCCAUAAAUACUGUCACUUGUACCAGCAGAUCAACACGCCUGAUGACUGCUCCAGAUACACGAUCAGCGAUGAGAUACCACUGGAGGACAAGAAAGACACUCCACAGAUUGAAGACGUGUCGGUGGAUGUGGAGAAAUUAGCAACGAAUCCUCGAAAUCGGGUCGUGAGAAAUGUACAAAGUGAUGGUGAGCAGAGAAAAUCCGAAUCAAAUGUUGACAGUGUUAAUAACGUGUCCAUGUUUAUGACUAUGUACAGAAAUCUGAAAAAGAUGUUUGGGUUCGGAUAAAAAAUAGGAUUUUUCCCGAAGGUAAUCAUAUAACUUGACAUGAAUUGACGUAUUGCAUAAUUUGUGUGCAGUAGCGUGUAAGUUUGAAGAAAUAUAUGUGGUGAUUUUUUUCCAGUCAUAAACAUUAUAGUUUCCAUACAUAUAGAACAUGUUGCAGUGUUAGUGUAGUGUGUGUAUUGUGUGAUGAUGAUAACAGUAUUAACAUCGUGUGUUGACAUAUUAAUCAGAAAAGGUAGUAAUAUAUACACAUUAUUCUCAAUUUUAAAA